This is a messenger RNA of Peniophora sp. CBMAI 1063, 1794 nucleotides long. Lineage: Eukaryota; Fungi; Basidiomycota; Agaricomycetes; Russulales; Peniophoraceae. The record is from the annotation of a GenBank genome assembly.
AUGUGGCCGCUCUCAUCGACACCCUUCCCCGUGCUUUCUCCUAAAGAUGUCGGGACUCCUACGGAUACCGCGAGCGACGCCUCGAAUGUCAAGACCUACGACUACAUCAUUGUUGGAGGUGGUACCGCAGGAUGCGUUCUGGCAUCUCGGCUCAGUGAAGACCGCAACCUAAAGAUUCUACUCAUCGAACGUGGUGCCGCCGAAGACACCUGGACCUCGAAGGUGCCCAUGAUGUCUGCCGACACCUUCCGCGCCGGCGGACCUGCGCGACGUUGGUUCUCACAGCCACUCGUUGAAGCCAAUGACCGAUGCUUGGAAGUCGUGCAUGGCGAAGGGCUUGGUGGCACCUCACUGGUCAAUGGGAUGCUUUACACCCGAGGUGCGCCCGGAGAUUAUGAGCGCUGGGCACAGCAGGGCAACCCAGGUUGGAGCUACAAAGACAUCGAGCACCUCUUCCGCAAGUCCGAGAGGACAUUGAGCCAACCACCCUCGGACUUCCGUGGCAAACAAGGUCCAUGGCAGAAUCAGACGCAUCUCGACAUACCGCAUAGACCAGUUCAACUGCUGGCUCAAGCGACACAGAACAUCGGAUUCCCUGCCGUCCCUGAUCUCAACUCUCCACAUGCUCCAGCAGCAGGCUACGCGACGCUUGACAUCUGCGUAGACGAAAACUCGUACCGGUCAUCGACAUUUCGCGCUUUCCUGCCUCCACACUUAGCUUAUGAGCGCAGAGACCGGCUCAAGGUCUGUACCAAUGCACUGGUCACUCGACUGGAGAUCUCGACGAGUGAUGGCGCUUUGCGGGCCACGGGGGUAUACUUCGAAGCUGUUGACCCACGCUACGCUGACUGCAAAGUACUCGCUCGAGCGUCACGAGAAGUCAUCCUUUGCGGCGGAGCGCUUUCGAAUCCACAGCUUCUUAUGCUCAGCGGGAUCGGUCCACAGCAUCAUCUUGUCGAGAAAGGCAUCCCUGUCGUGAAGGACCUGCCUGGCGUUGGCGCCCAUCUGCAAGAUCAUAUGGGUCUUCCAGUCAUGUGGGAGGUCCCAGUCGAGGAUUCGAUACAACGCUUGAUCGCUAGUCCGAUGUUCGCCAUGAAAGAACUCCUCCGAUACAUCCUCACUGGACGCGGAGCAUUCUCUCAGUCCUUCCUCCAAACCUCUCUCUUCGUGCCCAGCAAGCUGCUCAACGACAGAUCAGAGGUCUCGACCGACAGUGGGCCGGCGCUGGACGCGACCGCGCCAGAAAACGUGCCAGACAUAGAGAUCAUGCCCGUUGCCUACAACUGUAACGAUGUGGAGAUCGAAGGAAAAGGUGUCCUAUCCCUGAUGGCUGCCCUUCUGCAACCCAAAUCCACUGGGCAUGUACGCCUUACGAACCGGAAUCCCCGCGCGCGUCCGGAGGUCGACUUCGGCUAUUUGACUGAUCCAUCCGACUACGAGGUCUUGAGGAAGGCGAUCAAGCUUUGCCUGCGCCUUGGCGAAGAGCUGCGUCGGCUCGGGUACGCGAUGAAGGAUCUAGCAGUGCCCGUGAGCGAGACCGACGCGGACUUGGAUGUCUUCGUGCGCGAACAUCUACGCACAUCCUAUCAUUAUACCAGCACAUGUCGCAUGGGCCCCGCUGGCGACCAAGCCGGGCUUCCCGUCGUGGACGCACAGUUACGCGUGCAUGGCAUCGAAGGCUUGCGCAUCGCUGAUUGCUCAAUCUUUCCUGAUGUCCCCGCAACGCACACUAUGGCGCCGGCUGUUCUUGUAGCGGAGAAAUGCGCCGAACUGAUCGCCUCCACCCGUCUUUGA